GUCCAAAACCAACGAAACCAUCCCCAAACUGUCCGCUGUUAUUCACUUGGACGGCGGACUCUGUGCGAAAUGGAAGCAUAUUUGCUUUUAAUAAGCCUGCUCUCCAUGAGCAGCCUCUCCUUAAGCCAAGAAUGCGUACGAGAUAUGUUGGAGAAUGUCGACUUUCCGGGGACGGAUCUUAAAUUCCAGUAUUCUCCAGACGCGGAGCACUGUCAGCAUCUUUGCACUCAGCACCCGGGUUGUCUUUUCUUCACUUUUGUACGAGCUGACUGGACCAAAGACAACAGGCACUUCUACUGCUACCUCAAGUCGACAUCCUCUGGACAGCCCAAGGUUCAGACACCCCUCGUGGGUGUCACCUCUGGUUUUUCUCUGAAAUCCUGCAGCCCAGAACCACAGCCCUGUCUUCCUCGCGUGUACCAGAAUGUGGACUUUUUUGGGGCGGACUAUCGGACCUUGUUCACAGCCGACUACGAGGAGUGCCAGAGAGUGUGCACUCAAGACCCCUUCUGCCAAUUCUUUACGUUUGUUAAUGGAGUCUUCAGUCCUGAGAAAAUCAGGUACAAGUGUCACCUGAAGUUCAGCUGGUCGCUACCGAGGACCUUAAACGUAAACAGAAAGGAUGGUUUGGCGUCUGGCUUCUCGCACCUAACCCAACUGACUCCCUACUCUGACACAGCAUGUUCUGUGAAACUUUUCCCGAACACCGUCAUCCCGGGCAACCCCCUGGAGACGCAUCCUUCCAGCUCGCCUGAGCACUGUUUGGCCCUGUGCUCCGCGCAUCCACGAUGCACCUACUUCUCCUACUACAGCAAUGCUCUCUCCUGUCACCUGAAGAACAACCCCAAUGACAUGGUGAUGAACGCAGAAGUAGGUGUGACGUCAGGGAUAGCCACACACUUCUGUCAGCAAGAUACUACCUGGGCAAAGAAAACUCACGAGGGAGUCGAUUUUCAAGGUUCAGACAUCCGUUUUGAGCUGAUGGAUGACGCGGAGACGUGCCAGAAGACGUGCAGUGGGGAUGGAAACUGCCAGUUCUACACUUACGUCUAUGACAACUUCACUGACUCUGCUUACCGGCGCCGUUGUUAUAUCAAACGUGUCAUCACCAUGCCGGCUCCUCCCAAAGUUACCAAACUGGCCAAUGUGGUGUCUGGCUUCCACUUGAGGAGUUGCGCUUAGAUGACAGUGAGCAGCUAAACGUUGUUUCAGUAUUAUCUGUUUAGUCCCUUAAGGUGAGUGAUAUGCAUCCAUACAGUGACAUAUUGAACACACUAGGAGCUGAAAGCAUCAACCUUGUGCUGUUUUCUGUCAGCAGAGGUUGCUCAACUCAAAUAAACCAUUCUGAUCUUUGGACUUUGGACUUGUACGUGACCUUAGACUGUUUGACGAUGUCAAUACCGAGUUUUAGCAGCACCAAUAAAACGAUACAUAGGAGAUGUAUUGUUUUAUUAGCACUGCUUGUCUAAGUGUCAUUAUUAUUAUUAUUAUUAUUAUCGGUAUGUGCAAAAGUUCACGUCAUAAUGAUUACACUACUAAAAACAUUCAAUUAUUAAUGGGUCAGUUGCUGCCAGCAUGUACACUUAAAAGCCUUUAGGAGGAAAAUAAGGCGAUUACAAGACACUUCAAAACAUUAGUGAAAAUUGUAGUAAUUAGGGUUAGGGCUUUGUGAACAUAAUUAACAGUUUUGAUUGACAUGUUCAAUCUUCACAAUAUCUUAUGUGUUGUAGUGUUUUAAAAAAGUCAGUUUUGGACAGAAUUGUUGUGGACCAGCUGUUAUUGUUUAUGAUGUAUGAAAGGGCAGCAGCCUUUUAAGAAUAAAAUGAAAAAUACGAAUAUUAUAUAUUUCUACAGUACGUACUAAAGAAAUCUGUAAUACAAAUUCAUUUAUAUGUAAUAAAAUAACAAUCAGCAACCCCAAAAGGGACAAACGGUAGAAAAUGGAUGGAUGGAUGUAUAUAAUACAAAUAUAAUUUUUUAUUUAUUAAUUAUAUUAUAUACAUAUACAAAUACAUUUAUGUAAGAAAAUAUAUGUAUAGGUAAUCCUUUAAAACAUAUGUAAUACAAAUAUAUUUAUGUGAAAAAAUCAAAAACAUAUUUAUUACAAAUAUACCAUAAAAUAGAAAAAAAUAUGUAAUACACAUUUUUGUAAUAAAGUAAAUAUGCAAUAAAAAAUUAAGUUACAAUAAGAUAGCAUUUAAAUUUUUUUUUUACAAAUAUGCUUGUAUAUAAUUAAAUAUCCAAUACAAAUACAACUUAUACGUGAUCAAAUAAGGUGUGUGUGUGUGUGUGUGUGUGUGUGUGUGUGUGUGUGUGUGUGUGUGUGUGUGUGUGUGUGUGUGUGUGUGUGUGUGUGUGUGUGUGUGUGUGUGUGUGUGUGUGUGUGUGUGUGU
Molecule: messenger RNA, 2393 nt
Organism: Entelurus aequoreus (snake pipefish)
Lineage: Eukaryota; Metazoa; Chordata; Actinopteri; Syngnathiformes; Syngnathidae
Product: plasma kallikrein-like
Exons: 9
Coding region: 70-1182 (370 amino acids)
Biological process (GO): proteolysis
Cellular component (GO): extracellular region
Molecular function (GO): protein binding
Source: RefSeq, a predicted model, not a curated record